AUGAAGAUGACGACCACAGAUGAACCCAAACAACGCCAGUUGCUCCAGCAAGCAGAGAAAAUCCUGCUCCAUCCCAUUCACCCGCACCUGGUCACCUAUUGCCCUACCAUGGACUUGAUUGCUCUAGUCACCGAUGAGGAAAAUCUCGAUGUGUAUCGCAUCAAUGGGCAACGAGCAUUUGGACUGAAGCGGAAGAGCGAGGAGCUGUCUGUUUAUGCGUUGCAAUGGGAGUUUAAUGGCAAGAGUAUUGCGGUUGGCUGGAGUGAUGGGUCUACAGAUCUUGUUAGUGCGGAGACGGGGAAGGUGACGCAUAGAGAUGUCAAGUUGCCGUGUCUACUGGAGCAGGGAGAUGCCAUGGAAGAGGAUGCCGCGCCUAGGGUGAAAUGCAUGGGCUGGGGAAUCAAUUUCAUCAAUGUGGAUGCUGUCAAGAAGAGGACGGGUAUGAAAGCGAAAAAGACCAAUGGCGCGUCAACCACUCUGACGGAUGACUUUGGAAACCCGACGACGGAGGAUUGGGACGCUUUCAAGGACGAUACCACCCUGGAGGAUUUCCUGCAACGGCAGCCAGACUUUCAGGCCCUGGACAUUGCACCCGAUUUACCAGAUCAACUUGCCAUGAUGGAUAUGGAGGCCUUGCUGCCAAAACUUGCUGCCAUUCCUUUACCGCCUGCGCUCCCGUUUAUGCGUGCAUCGGCUUUGGAUGCUGGCGCGUUUAGUACUCAGGCAGAGGUUGAUGCGCUGUUGCAUUCGCAUCAUCUGAAAGAUCACAACUCAGUGGACAUGUUUAUUAGGUGUUCGGAUCGGGGCACGGUACACCCUUCGAUAUAUGAUUCACUUGAGACGGUCAGUGUACAGCUACCGAGGGCGUGGAAUAUGGAGAGCAUGCCGCUGCUGCAUACAAGUCAUCCUUAUAGCUGCACGCACAACCUGCUGAUGCGCAUCACAUCACCUGCAUCACCGCGCAAGCAGAAGAUUACCCUCGUCCCACUUACUUUGAAUUUCAUACCUUCUGCUGGGAUAUACUUGCACCUCAUCGCCUCGAAGACAGCACAGCUGCAAAACCUACUCUUGUACAUUACACAGACGCUUCAACGCAUACGCUCCUUCUUCAAGCAGUCGACCGACCUACCCGGCAAAUUCAUGAUGAACAUCUCCGAGACGCUCGAAGAAAAGGCCCAGGGGGACCUUGUGACAAACCUCUUCCACAUAGCGUGUACCGGCAACACCUCACCCACCAUGCACGAAUGGCUCGUAGACGAACUCGCCGAACAGGGUCACAAGCGCUGGGACAGCACCGUAAGCGGUGCUCUUGAGAAAGUUCUGGCCCUGCUCCACGAGAAUCUUCUGCCGGCUCUUGAUCGCUGCAGCAUCGUCGUGUCGCGCCUCCGCGGCCUCGCACAGUUCCACGACCGAGACUGGAUAUUCAGCUCCCCGAUGCAGGAUUUCUCCGCCUUGCUCGAAGUGCUCAAGAAUAUGCGACUGUUGGCGCAUACGACGUUGUUGUACGCGAGCGAGGAAAAGAAACAGUUUCAUGCUUUUGCCAAAUGGCUCCGCUUCAUCAUCGACUUCGAGGCCACGGAGCCGGAAAGCGCGUCGCGCGCUGAAAUGGAGCAGCGUGAGCCUGGCGUCGAUAUGUCGCAUGUUCUCGAGUACAUCAAACAUGGGCUCAUGAAGAGCGAUCUCGAGCCGUACCUGCGGCCCGAAGCGCAGCUUAAUACACGGGCGAGAGGCGCGGAGCCGGCGAGUUAUGAGGAUACGAAGAGGGCGGUUGAAUUGUUGAAGGAGGGUGGGGGGUUCAAGGAGGAGGCGCUGUGUUUGGAACAUGUGGCUGGGCAUUUGAGGAUGGGGGUGCAAGGGCUGUUGAGGCAGGUGAGUAGGUGGUUGGAGGAGGGGGUACAGAUGGAUGGAGGGUUUGUGCUUGCGGAGGGGGAGAGGAGUGAGGAGGAAAAGGAGGUGGAUAUGAGGAUGGUUUUUGAGCCAAAAUCGAAUUCGAUUUCAACAUAUAUCGCCCUCAUGUCACCCUUCAAACCAGGUCAACUGUCUAUCCACCGCAUCACGCCCACCUCCAACACAACCACUUCUCUGUCAAAAGAUACCCACACCCACGCCAUCUCAACCCUCGACUUCUCCCGCCCCUCCACCAAAACCACCAUCCUCGACGCCAAAUUCGCAGACGACAGGACAAUCUUUAUCCUCCUCCAAUCCAGCCCGUCCAAAGCCCCGAAAGACAAAUCCGACAUAUCAAACGUUCUCAUCUCUCUGCCGUACACUUUACCAUCCUCUACCACCACAUCUGCACAGCAAAUCAUACAAUACACUACCCUCCCCUCUCCUUCCCUCUUACCUUCCGCGCCCGCCCCCACACCUCCAAAUACAACGCAGGUUCCCCGAGCGAUGGUGGAUAAACACACACGACAUGUGUUUGAAAGACGAUUUACGCCGUUGAAGUUGGUGGUGAAUGGGCGCAAGGGGAGGAGGGUGGUUGUUGUGGUUGGGAGCGAUAGGAAACAUUAUCGGGUGUUGGACAUGGAUUAUAGGACGGGUGGGGAGGAGGUGGUGGAGGGGGAUGAGGAGGGUGAUGUAGAGAUGGUUGGGAGUAUGGAUGAGAGCUGA
Plenodomus lingam JN3 is the source of this 2613-nucleotide messenger RNA. The record is from RefSeq and is a predicted model, not a curated record. NCBI's taxonomy places the organism in Eukaryota, Fungi, Ascomycota, Dothideomycetes, Pleosporales, Leptosphaeriaceae.